UGCGGAAACUCCCCCCGUCUCCCCCUCCAUCCCAAAGCUGGACAUAAAAGCGAGUCCGAGCCCUGGUCCCGGCCGAGCAGCGUUCAUCCCACAGAACCCACAGCUGGGGCAGAGGCACCACCAAGCUCCACUGCAGCCAUGGGGCCAAGUCCUGCUCCCAUCCUCAUCCUCACUUUGCUGCUGGGGGCUGCGGUGAGAGGGCAGCCCCGGGGACGGAUCCUGGGGGGCUACGAGGCUGAGCCCCACCUGAAGCCCUACAUGGCUUCGCUGCAGGUGGAUGGGCAGCAUGUCUGCGGUGGCUUCCUCAUCGCCGAGCAGUGGGUGCUGAGCGCUGCCCACUGCACCGAGGACCUGAACGGCAAAGUCUUCCAGGUCCUCCUGGGCGCCCACUCGCUUAAGCUGCCGGAGCCUCACAAACGCCUCUACUCGGUGCGCGCCCAGAUCCCUCACCCCGGCAGCAACAUCCACAACAACAAGGAUGACCUCCUCCUCCUCCAGCUGGAAGAGAAAGCAGAGCUGAACACACACGUGCGAGUGCUGCCGAUCCAGCGGGAGGACAGGGACGUGGCGGCCGACACGGUGUGCGAGGUGGCAGGUUGGGGCACCACCACCCACAGCGGCCAUCGGCCGGACAAGCUCUAUGAGGUGAAGCGGCCGGUGAUCAGCCGCGAAUUCUGCAACCGCCGCAACCGCCACGACAACACCAUCACCGAGAAGAUGAUGUGCACCGAUUCCAACAGGAAGGACACCUGCAAGGGAGACUCUGGUGGACCCCUGGUCUGCAACGGGGUGGCCGAGGGGGUGGUCACAGCCGGCUCCCGCGUCUGUGGCAACUACAAGAAACCCGCCAUCUACACCCGCAUCGCCCCAUACGUAGCCUGGAUCGACAGCGUCAUGGCCUCUGCAGAUGAGGAGCAGGACACUCACUGAGCUGACCCUGGGAACCAGCUCCACGCCACGGCUUGCUGCUGCCAGCGCGGCCACAGCACCCACGCUGCCACUCGGGGAAAGCUGCCCCACCAAGCACCAGGGGCUCCCACCGCCACCCCGAGCUGCUCCCACAGCAUCGCUCUACGCCAGGAGGGUGGCUGGGAUCCGGGAGCAGUGAAAAACAGGCGGAAGGGGUCCCCAGCCACAGCCUCCUGCUCGCACAGCACAGGGCC
Messenger RNA from Cuculus canorus (common cuckoo), 1163 nucleotides. Its product is annotated as complement factor D. The record is from RefSeq and is a predicted model, not a curated record. Gene Ontology annotation, biological process: proteolysis. The coding region runs from base 139 to 930 and encodes 263 amino acids. Lineage: Eukaryota; Metazoa; Chordata; Aves; Cuculiformes; Cuculidae. The transcript is spliced from 5 exons. Gene Ontology annotation, molecular function: serine-type endopeptidase activity.